CUCUGUGAAAUGUGACAGUGGCAAGAAGUUGCAUCUGGUUUAUACCAAGGAAGCUAAAGAGGUGACUUGAUCACUGCCUUCAAGUACAAGGUGGGGUGAUAUGAAAGGGAAUGCUCAGCAGCCCUACCCAGCCACAACUAGAGGAGUCAGAAGAGGACAGAUCCAGAAGCCAACUACUCUGUGGUCUUAUCCAUUGAGAUGUGCCACUGUCAGCUUGUUUUCCCUCUGCCCCGGAUCUGCUGCAAAUGGAACCAUUUGGAAUCCAGCCUAAAUCCCACUGGAGCAAUUGGGAUGCAGAUGGCAAGGAAAGCUGAAGGGCAUUUGGAUGCAUGCUUUCACAUGGACAUCUAAAUGGGAGAGAGGGUCGUCUAGAAGCACGCAAAGGAGGAGACAAGCAUUGGGAAGAAACUGUCAGAGCAUCUGAAACGCCUCCUUCAUUAUCCCAGCUUUGGGAGCACUUACUUAACCUAUAUCAGCAUGGCUCAAAACAACAUCAAUGUUUGUCUCCGGAGUGAAAAGGAAUAAUGUGCUUUGUUCUGCUGCUUCCUAUUCAAAGAGGAAUAGCAUUGGGAAGCAGAAGUUGCUGUGAAGGUGAAAGGUUCUGCAACUGACUCACUGGAAAAGGGGGAGAAGGAUGUGCAAAAGAACCUGCAGAUAUCCCAGUGGGUUGCAGGCGCUGGACAUGGACACAGAGGAUGACCCCUUGUUGCAGGACGCCUGGCUGGAUGAGGAGGAUGAAGAAGUUGCCUUCAGCUCAAGGAAGAGACGGGAAGGUGCUCUGUUGUGUGGCAAAAGCUCCUGCAAGGUCAGGCCUCUGCGUGUCACACUGCCAGUCAGUGGCUUCUGGAAUAUCGUAGGCUGGAUAUUUACCAACCCAUACUGUGCUGGCUUCAUCCUUUUCCUGGGCUGUGCCAUCCCUGCUGUGCUCGCUGUUGUCAUGUUCCUCCACUACCCAGCACUGGACAUUGAUAUCUCCUACAAUGCCUUUGAGAUCCGUAACCACGAGUCUUCGCAGCGCUUCGACGCGCUCGCCUUGGCCCUUAAGUCCCAGUUUGGGUCGUGGGGGAGGAACCGCCGUGACCUGGCUGACUUCACCUCCGAAACCCUGCAGAGGCUCAUCUUUGAGCAGCUCCAACAGCUGCACCUCAACGCUUCCCACCUACAGGUCAGCACGCGGGCCAAGCGCAGCACCCCACAGAGCAGGGUGAGCUCCCCUGAGCCCCGUGCCCACCUACACCCAGGAAAUGAGACGUCCCGUGUCACCAGGGGAGCCCCGCGCUGGGAUUACUCCAACACUUACAUCAGUGCCAACACUCAGACACACGCACAUUGGCGCAUUGAGCUCAUCUUUCUGGCCAGGGGGGACUCUGAGAAUAACAUCUUCACCACGGAGCGCCUGGUGACCAUCCAUGAGGUUGAACGUAAGAUCAUGGAUCAUCCUCGCUUCAGGGAGUUCUGCUGGAAGCCCCAUGAGGUCCUGAAGGACCUGCCCUUGGGUUCCUACUCCUACUGCUCCCCUCCCAGCUCCCUCAUGACCUACUUCUUCCCCACGGAGAGAGGAGGGAAGAUUUACUACGAUGGCAUGGGACAAGACCUUGCUGAUAUCCAAGGGUCCUUGGAGCUGGCCAUGACCCACCCCGAGUUCUACUGGUAUGUAGAUGAGGGUUUGUCUGCUGAGAACAAGAAGAGCUCCCUGCUGCGGAGCGAGAUCCUCUUUGGGGCACCACUGCCCAACUACUACUCAGUGGAGGAUCGCUGGGAGGAGCAACGCCAUAAGUUCCAGAACUUUGUUGUCACCUACGUGGCCAUGCUGGCCAAGCAGUCUACGAGCAAAGUGCAGGUGCUGUAUGGAGGGACGGAUUUGUUUGACUAUGAAGUGAGGAGGACUUUCAACAAUGACAUGUUGCUGGCCUUCAUCAGCAGUAGCUGCAUAGCUGUCCUGGUUUACAUCCUUACCUCCUGCUCAGUGUUCCUGUCAUUCUUUGGCAUCGCCAGUAUCGGGCUGAGCUGUUUGGUGGCUCUGUUCCUGUACCACGUCGUUUUUGGGAUCCAGUACUUGGGCAUACUCAAUGGUGUGGCUGCCUUUGUCAUUGUGGGGAUUGGGGUUGAUGAUGUCUUUGUGUUCAUCAACACCUACCGCCAAGCCACCCACCUCAAAGACCUGCGGCUACGCAUGAUCCACACUAUCCAGACAGCAGGGAAGGCCACCUUCUUCACUUCCCUGACCACAGCCGCAGCUUAUGCUGCCAACAUCUUCUCUCAGAUCCCAGCUGUGCAUGACUUUGGACUCUUCAUGUCGCUGAUCGUGUCCUGCUGCUGGGUGGCUGUGCUCUUCACCAUGCCAGCUGCUCUCGGAAUAUGGACUCUUUAUGUGUCCCCACUAGAGAGCUCCUGCCAAACCAGUUGCAGUCAGAAGUGCACCAAGAAGAGUGCUUUGCACCUGGCUGAAGAUCUCUUCAUUGCCUCCGAAGGCACCUCUGGAGCAGGGCAAGAAACACUGCCCUACCUUGAUGAUGACAUCCCACUGCUCAGCGUGGAGGAGGAGCCUGUGUCUCUGGAAAUGGGAGAUGUUCCCUUGGUAUCUGUGAUGCCAGAAAAUCUGCAGCUGCCUGUGGAGAAGAGUAACCGAGGUCAUCUGAUAGCUCAUCUGCAAGAGCUUCUGGAGCACUGGGUGCUGUGGUCUGCAGUGAAGAGCAGAUGGGUGAUUGUGGGGCUCUUUCUCCUUGUUUUGCUCCUGUCCAUAUUCUUUGCCAGCCGCCUCCGCCCAGCUAGCCGUGCUCCAGUCCUAUUCCGUCCAGACACCAACAUCCAGGUGCUGCUAGACCUGAAAUACAACCUGAGUGCUGAAGGCAUCUCCUGCAUUACCUGCUCAGGUUUGUUUCAGGAAAAGCCCCACAGUUUGCAGAACAACUUCCGAACAUCCUUAGAAAAAAAGAAGAGAGGCUCUGGAUCACCCUGGGGAAGCAAAGGGAGCAUAAGUGAUACAGGGCAGCAAGAUCUGCAAGGGACUGUGUAUAUCUCCAAGUCCAGAAGCAAGGGAAGGCCAGCCAUCUACAGAUUCUCUCUCAAUGCCAGUAUCCCUGCCCCCUGGCAGAUGGUGUCACCGGGAGAUGGAGAGGUGCCUUCAUUCCAGGUGUAUAGAGUGCCUUUCGGUAACUUCACCAGGAAGCUGACAGCUUGUGUGUCCACAGUAGGGCUGCUUAAGCAGACGAGCCCCAGGAAGUGGAUGAUGACUACCUUGUCCUGUGAUAGCAAGAGAGGCUGGAAGUUCGACUUCAGUUUCUACGUGGCCGCCAAGGAGCAGCAGCGAACAAGGAAGCUGUAUUUUGCCCAAUCACACAAGCCUCCUUACCAUGGCAGAGUGUGUGUGGCACCUCCUGGUUGUCUUCUCAGCUCCAGCCCAGAUGGACCCACUAAAGGCAUCCUUUAUGUUCCCAGUGAGAAAGCAGCACCCAAAGCAAGGCUCUCAGCGACUUCUGGGUUUAAUCCUUGCAUGAACAUGGGCUGUGGGAAGCCAGCAGUGAGACCACUGGUGGACACAGGAGCCAUGGUGUUCGUUGUCUUUGGCAUCCGAGGGGUGAAUCGUACCAAGCACUCUGACAACCACGUCAUCGGAGACAUGGGCAGCGUUAUCUACGAUGACAGCUUCGACCUCUUCAAAGAGAUUGGCAACCUGUGCCGCCUCUGCAAAGCCAUCGCCAGCAACACCGAGCUGGUGAAGCCAGGAGGGGCUCAGUGCCUGCCCUCGGGUUAUAGCAUCUCCUCCUUUCUGCAGAUGUUGCACCCUGAGUGCAAGAACAUCCCUGAGCCGAACCUGCUGCCUGGCCAGCUCUCUCACGGGGCAGUGGGAGUGAAGGAUGGGAAGGUGCAGUGGAUCUCCAUGGCAUUUGAAUCGACAACCUACAAAGGGAAAUCCUCCUUCCAGACAUACGCUGAUUAUCUGAAAUGGGAGACAUUCCUGCAGCAGCAACUCCAGCUUUUCCCUGAGGGUUCUGCUCUCCGUCAUGGUUUCCAGACCUGUGAGCACUGGAAGCAGAUCUUCAUGGAGAUUAUAGGAGUACAGAGUGCCCUGUAUGGUCUCAUCCUUUCGCUGGUUAUUUGUGUGGCUGCAGUGGCAGUGUUCACCACUCACAUCCUCCUCCUGCUGCCAGUCCUGCUCAGCAUCUUAGGGGUGGUGUGCCUGGUGGUGACCAUCAUGUACUGGUCUGGCUGGGAAAUGGGAGCUGUGGAAGCCAUUUCUCUGUCCAUCCUCGUUGGCUCUUCUGUCGAUUACUGCGUGCACUUGGUGGAGGGCUACCUGCUGGCAGGGGAAAACCUGCCGCUGCACCACGCAGAGGACCCCACAGCCUGCCGCCAGUGGAGGACGAUUGAAGCCAUCCGUCAUGUAGGCGUAGCAAUUGUCUCCAGUGCCGUCACCACCGUGAUUGCCACCGUCCCACUUUUCUUCUGCAUCAUUGCCCCUUUCGCCAAGUUUGGGAAGAUCGUGGCCCUCAACACUGGAGUCUCCAUCCUAUACACUCUGACUGUGAGCACAGCCCUAUUGAGCAUCAUGGGGCCUGGCACCUUCACCCGGAGCAGGACUUCCUGCCUCAAGGCUGUGGCAGGGGUGCUUCUCACCGGCCUGCUGGGUCUAUGCAUCUGCCUUGCCCUUCUAAAGGGUGGAUUUAAGAUCCCUCUCCCUAAUGGGACAGCCCUGUAGACCCUAUACCAAGAGCCACACGAUCUGUCCUCUUAUCCCUUUUUUUCUUUCUUUCUUUUUUUUUUUUAAAGGAUAUUUUUGGUAAGAAAAAAAAAAGAGGAAAAAAAAAAUCCUGUUUUUUCCAGAAGUUUUUCAACUCCAGAUGCACUUUAUUUUCUAAUGGGUUUUGCUCUAAACUUGUAUUUAUUUUGCAAGUGAUGGAUGGAAGUGACGGACAGUGAGGGCUGCCCAGGGAAUUCCUCAGCCCAUGAGUAGGAGGGGAGAAGGUGCCCUUCUCUCCAUUUUCUUUCUGCUUUUCUUUGUUUCUGAAUGAACAGAGCUUUCUGGAACCACAAAAGGUAAAGAAGUCAGGUAGGCCGUCUGAUCCCUUUCAAACUGCUUCCUUUCUGUCCUUCCCAUGGCCAGGGUCAGCAUUGCAAUGAUGGCUCUUGAGGUGAUGCCCUGUCCCCACACCAGGGCUGUGCAUCAACACCUGAGCCUUGCAAACAGCAGUGAGCUGGAGAGGCCUGGGGAAUAGCAUUGCUCUGCUGUGCCCUGUGCUCAGCACUGCACAGGGCACGUUUCCCAGCUAGCUCUUAUUGGGGUGGUUGUGAGAUUAAAACAAGAGAUUUUGGGGCAGCACCACUCGCUGGGACCUGCUUUCAUUGUUAGUUGGGAAUGCCACAACAUUCGGCUCUCCCUUUCUUUCAUAAAGGACGCUGGACCUCUCACUGGGAUCUCUUGUGUCUAUGAACAGUCAUCAGAACACAAUUGAUGCCUCCAGGGCCCCAACCUCCUCUCCUUCUUGCCAAGGUAGCAGUGGUGUCCAGUUCCAUCUCCUGCUCUGUGGCUUCAUCAAUCUACCUCUGCUCUUGCAUGGCAGAGAGAGAACUGAUGGCCUUCACCUCUGUCCAAAGAUUUUUGCUCCUGGACCUGGCAUCCAGCUUUUAGCCUAAGGAUGUUCUAACCCCUGUGGGCAGGUAGAGCCCAUAGCAUGCAUGGAUAAACAGUGGGGCAUUCUCUGUGGCAGCUCAAGAGACGCUGCUGCGCAGACAUGAAGGCAACAGAGCUUCAGCCUGAGGCUGCUGCCUGCUCAAAGCAGAUGGUUUAUAUUAAAGUAAAAUGAAAUUGCAAACUGGUGCCAUUAACAAGUACAUUUUAAGCACCACUGAUUCCAUCAUAUUCUUAAAAUUGAAAUAACUAAGUGAGCGCAUUGAUAUGCAGCACAUCUGGUCCUUGGCAGAAGGGGAGGGGUCAGGCCCACUGGGAGAUGCAUUAAACAUUAUUUACAGGGAUGCCAACAGAAAGAGGUGGCCAGAAAGCAGCCCGACUCCUCAUUUGUUUGCAGAUACCAUGUCCCCGGUGGCUUUGCAUUCUCUGUCUGGAUUGACCUGCUUUUUAAUAUGGAAAUGCCAGGAAGCUGGUCCCUGGUGCCAGCCACGUUCUGGGGACUGUGCUGCUGAGAUGGACCAGCAGCUGCUGCUGCUUGGCUCGUUGUAUUCCUGGUUUGAUCCCUGCCAGUUUCUUACAUCUUCAUAUCGUGCCAUUCCUCUGAAACAGGAUCAAACACUGGAUCCUAAACUGGGUUCCCCAAGGGGAAGAAGGGAUUGAGGACAGGGGUCUCCUUGGGCUUUGUUGAUGCCAGGAGAAAUCUAGAGCACUCCUACUGAAGGACAGUGAGGGUGGUGAAAGUGAGCAAACCAGACCUGGUUUCUUCCUUACCAUCCCAUGGAUUCUGUGGGAUUAACUGUUCCUUGGCCCCUGUCUCUGCUCUGCCCAGCUCCUACAGGAUGAGCCCUGGUGAAUGAAUGGUUCUGGAAAGGAUUUUUAACUAUCUUAAACCUGUGCUUCUUUGAGAGCUGCUGUGCGGGGCUCAGCCAUAUUGAUCUGCAAGCUCCGCUCUCCCUGAUGUCUGUUGUCUGGAUUUAAUUACUAGUGGUGCCCUGAGCACUUGUAAGUGGCAGCAAGCACAGAGGGCAGCGUGCUGAUGACAUACAGCCAUCUCCAUGGGUGCUAUGGGGGCAGAGCGUGGGAGCCCUGGUGCUGCUGCCAAGGAUGCUCUGACUGGCAGCUUGACCCGUAUUCACCUAUUGCUUCAACCUUCUUGGAGUGAUUAAAGCUGAUGGUUAUUUCCAGGUCACCAGACAAGAGAGGAAGGUGCUGAGUUAAGCCUUGUAGCGUGUCCUUCCUGUGAGCAUGGAGAAGCACUGAAAGAUCUUUAAGGCAUAGAUCUGCUUUAAUCCUGCAGAACUUAAAGCACAUUCGUGCCCCAGGUAUCCCACAGUUCUGCUCACUAUAAAGAAGCUAAUAUAAGCUCCUCACUUCCAGGGUGAUGCUGGGCCAUUCUCAGAAAGCCAAGAUUAGUUUCAAAGAGGUGGAAAACCUUUUGUGCCUCUGGGUUCUGAUUUAGCAGUGUCUGAUCUCAGACAAAAAUAACAGCAUUCUUAGCACCCAACAGGUUCUGUCCCAUUUUCUGGUGCAGGAAUAGGGAAGGACUAACUGCCAGUCUUUCUCAUCAUCCCUGGUUAGCCCAGGUACAGUCAGAGCAGUAGGGCAGUCUGGCACAAGCAGGAGCAUCACCUUGUCCUUGUUUGCCCAAGGUGGCUUCGGGAGCAGCUGGCAAAGCAAUGGCUGGAGUGAUUCAGGAGGGAAAAGACUGAGGUAGGUAUAGCAGAUGAUUUGCAAAGGCUUAGUGAGGAGAUGGUGUCCCUUCAGCAAGAGGCAGAGUUAGGAUGGGACUUAAUCCAGGUUGUAGUAGAAGAGCCAGGAGACUAUCUCAGAUUAUGCUUCCAGUGCAAAGACCCAGUGGACAUUGAUAAGCUGAGAGUUUGAUGGUCAGAACACUUGGCUUUUAGAUCUAGAGUCAUAGAAUACCCUGCAGAGUGAGAGAGACACAGAAGUGGAGCCCAGCCUCGGUGGAGACAGUAAAUCAGUGGCAGAUGCACACAUCCAUCUCCCUGGCAUUAGAAAAUAUUCAUAAAAUUAUAGGGGUAAGAAAAUGGAUGGGUUUAUCCGAGCAAGCAUGAAGGUGGGGCUGACAGCCCUGCUGGGAAUCAGUGCUCUGAGGCAGAUGCUUGUAGCAAUAAAAAGCAAAGGCUCACCUGUCUGGCGCUGCUCCAGGAGCAGAUGCUUGCCCUUAAUUAAUUCCUCCCACAUCUCUACCCAUCUUCUUUCUCUGAUGACUCCUCUGUUGCCCAGAGCAUCUCUUGGGCCCCCAUUGCCUUGCUGUGCAAGGUUCCGCCUUCUUAGUGGUACCUGCUUUUGCUUAAGAUGUUCACAGAUGCUGAACUAAGUUAUGCUGGAGAGAAUUUCUUAGGCAGGGGAAUCUAAGGUGCUAAAAUCCUUCAUAUAAAGCUGCCAGUUUUGAUGUGUUUAAAUAGUCAAACGCAGCAGCCCAUUGUCAUGGAAAUAUUUCAUCCUGGCUUGACUUGGAAGAGAAUGUGCUCUUUUCCCAUCUCAAAACAAUCUUAUUGCUGCAAUUAUAAAAGAAACACACACAGGUUCUCAGUUACAGCGCAACGCAAUGAAAUAUUUGUUAUCUGCCCACUCCUUUUUUCUUGUCUAAGUUCUGUUUUGAAGGAUACCUGCUGAAAAGUGAAUGUCUCAGGAUGGAGAGCGGGUAGUUUCCUAUAAGACAGAGCUGAUCCUGUCCUGACAAGAAGCCCUCAGCAGUCACAGAAGGGCAUCUGCUGCUCCUUGCCUUUAGAACAGACACUGGUGAGAAUAGGACUCACAGCAGCUUUGGAGCAAAGAGGAGCAGAGCUGAGGUGCUUUUCAAAGAUUAGUGUCAGAAGAAGAAAUAGACCCAGGUCUCCUCACUCCAUUCCUUUGCUUUUGCUGCAGUGGCUCUUGUACUGGGCUCACACUGUAUACACUCACACUAUACAGGCAAUGGGGACAUCAGGGUUGGCCACCAGUUUCAAAGGCUGCAGAUACUGGGAAGGGAUCAGUGGUUGUGUUGGGCUCUGAUCUCUGUCCCAAGCAAAGCCAGCCUGGAUAUUAUCCCCAAGGAGAAGGAUGGCAUCCUUACAGAGCUGAAUGAGCAGUCUGGCUGCAGGGAUCUCCUGAGACCACUGACUUGUCUCUACUGUAACAAACCGGGAUGUUGCUUUAUGUCACAGCACCUCAUUUUGCCUUGUCCUGCACUGAAUCUUCUUACCCUCUUGGAAGGUUAUAAAAGGCCUGUUUAAACACAAGAUACACAUAAAUGUGUCCCCACUGUCCAGCAGGAAAACUGUGCUGAUUGAUUUGCAGCCAAGCAGGGCAAGUGUCUUAAUAAUCACCAAAAUCACCGCUCACCCUGGAUAGCAUGCAAGCCACAGUUCACAUGUUAUUCUGUUUCAAAGCUCUUUGCUAACUCCUAUUGCUCAGCUUCAUACCCAGGUCCUGGAGCUGGAAACUCUCAGCGCCUAUACAUCAGAAUGGGGGUGUGGGAUGCAUCCUCAACUCCAUUCCUCCUUGGGGCAGCAGUGGUGGUGAUGGGAGGCAGAGCAGCAGGAAGUUUUGCAGGGCAGAGAGCAAAGAAGAUGGAUGGAUGAUGGGGGUAGAGGGGAGCAGACCUUUAGCAUCGGUUCUCAGAGUGAUGUAGCACAAUUCGCAGUGUACCGUAUGCGUGUUACUUUUGUAAGUCGUCUCCUACUCUCCCUAUUUUCAAUGUUCCUUGAUUUUUGGAGACUGUUGUAAAUAAAAGAUUUUGACACUG
Messenger RNA from Coturnix japonica (Japanese quail), 9380 nucleotides. RefSeq names its product dispatched RND transporter family member 3 (gene DISP3). Gene Ontology annotation, cellular component: cytoplasm. NCBI's taxonomy places the organism in Eukaryota, Metazoa, Chordata, Aves, Galliformes, Phasianidae. The record is from RefSeq and is a predicted model, not a curated record.